Molecule: messenger RNA, 1558 nt
Organism: Sciurus carolinensis (gray squirrel)
Lineage: Eukaryota; Metazoa; Chordata; Mammalia; Rodentia; Sciuridae
Product: left-right determination factor 2-like
Exons: 5
Coding region: 1-990 (329 amino acids)
Biological process (GO): SMAD protein signal transduction; BMP signaling pathway
Cellular component (GO): extracellular region
Molecular function (GO): growth factor activity; transforming growth factor beta receptor binding; cytokine activity
Source: RefSeq, a predicted model, not a curated record
AUGCAACCCCUGUGGCUCUGCUGGGCUCUCUGGGUGCUGCCCCUAACCAGUCCCGGGGAGGCCCUGACUGAGCAGCAGGUUCUGGGCAGUCUGCUGCAGCAGCUGCAGCUCAGCCAGGUACCCAUCCUGGACAAGGCUGAUGUGGAGGGGUUGACCAUCCCUGCUGACGUGCGGGCCCAGUAUGUGGCCCUACUGCAGCGCAGUCAUGGGGACCGCUCCCGUGGGAAGAGGUUCAGUCAGAGCUUUCCAGAGGUGGUUGGCAAGUUCCUGGUGUCCGAGGCUGCCCUCCGCAGGCACGAGCGAAACGCCUGGGCUCGGGUCACCAUUGAAUGGCUGCGCUUUCGCGACGAUGGCUCCAACCGCACCUCUCUCAUCGACUCCAGGCUGGUGUCCAUCUACGAGAGCGGCUGGAAGGUCUUCGACGUGACCGAGGCCGUGAACUUCUGGCAGCAGCUGAGACGGCCCCGGCAGCCUCUGCUGCUGCAGGUGUCGGUGCAGAGGGAGCACCUGGGUCCGGGGGCCUCCAGCGCCCACACGCUGGUCCGCUUCUCCGCGCAUGGGGCACUGGGCGCUGAGCAGACCCAGCCCCAACUGGAGUUGCACACGCUGGAUCUCAAGGACUACGGAGCUCAAGGCAAUUGUGACCCUGAGGCACCAGUGACGGAGGACACCCGCUGCUGCCGCCAACAGAUGUACUUGGACCUCCAGGGGAUGAAGUGGGCUGAGAACUGGGUCCUGGAGCCCCCAGGUUUCCUGGUCUAUGAAUGUGUGGGCAGCUGCCUGCAGCCCCCAGAGCCUCUGACCUUCAAGUGGCCAUUUCUGGGGCCACGACAGUGCAUUGCCUCAGAGACAUCCUCACUGCCCAUGAUUGUGAACAUCAAGGAAGGAGGCAGGACCAGGCCCCAGGUGGUCAGUGUGCCCAACAUGCGGGUGCAGAAGUGCAGCUGUGCCUCAGAUGGGGCUCCUGUGCCAAGGGGUCUUGAGCCAUAGGCCCUGGUGUAGCCAUGAAGGGACUUAGCUUCUGUGUGGGUGUGUGUGUGAAGUGUUCUAGGGCCCCAGAGAGACUGAACCCUGAAGGACUAAUGCUCUGUGUUUCAACUGAGCUCUGGAUUUGUUUCCUCUGACAUGUCAGCUCACUUCCUAAAAUUUGCUUCCCAGGAGUGAGACUCUUUGGCCACUGGGUAGCCCCUGCACUAUAUUCUAAGCACUUACAUGUAUAGAUACUAUAACAUAUGGGCAGAAAACCCCAAAUUUUCAUUGUUUCCUUGUCCUGUUACUGGGUCUGGGCUGAGAUCCAGCCUCAACUCUUAACCUAAGACCUGCAUUUAAGUGUGGAUUAUGCAUCACCCAGACAAUCAGGGCUUUGCAAGACACAAAUAAAACACAUUUUAUUCUGUAAUUUUAUACUUGUCUAUUUUAACCAAGUUCUGCAAAUUGAUGAGGGCACAGAAAGUUCUACAGAGAAUAGGUCAACUUGAUUGGAAUACUAAGGAAAUAGCUUAAUUUGGCCAAGGCUUGGUUAAGGUCUUAAGUAAUUUAGGAAGUUAGAAUUAAAUAC